GUCAAAUGUAGUCCUAAUAGCCUGACGACGAAAAUAGCACCUAUGAAGCGAAAAUUAUGCGUUGCGCCUUCAUUCAACUGUGAAGACGAUAUGGAGGAGCUGAAUGUAGCAGCUCUAUCCCGGAGAAAGGAGUCGGCAGCGCCGCUGACGGGGGAGAGAGAGACAACCAUCUUCCAUCACGUUUUCUCUUAUCCACUGGCUCUGGUACUACGGUUAAGGGUUUUACAGAUUGUAUGCGGCAUAUCAGCUAUGGUGAUGGGAAGCGUGGCCUUCAUAGAAGAGAGGCAGAAGUUCAACAUGGGGCUCGGCAUCCCGGCGGGAGGGAUCAGUGUAGUUGCAGCAGCUGUAUCAAUACACACGUCGCGGGGUUGGAGCGCCGUAGCGAGCGGAGCGGGAGCGGGCGCGGGCGUUGCUAGUGUGCUGUGGGCGGCCGCGGCUUGCUUACUGCUGGCGCUGGUCGUGCAGUGCUGUAGGACGAUACUGGACCCGCCUGGGCUUAAUUACAGUGACGGCCCCACAAUCGACGACUCGCGGCCCGCCUCCAGAGACCUUGUGGUCAUCGCGUGCGUGCAAAUAGCGCUCGCUGCAGCCACGCUUCUGAGCGCAGCUGUCUGCGCUCGCAUCGAUUGUGGCGCUUGACGCGAGCCGCAGCGCUCGCUGACACGCCGCCGCGUCAGCGAAGUGCCCCCAAACGCUACCUCGUCCGCUCCCGCCGAUAAUAUAGUACCUUCCAAUGUCACUAUCGAGAGGGAAAAAGGCGGGAGAGUCGCUUGGCUGAUAUAAAAUACUGUUGUGUGAUUGUGAGUGGUGGUGCGUAAUUUAUAUUCAGAACUAAAAUGAGUAAAUCUUACGGUCGAUAAUUUGAGUCAAUGACAGCUAUUACGCUAAAGGCGAGAUUUAGGCCUUAUCCAGGAGUGUGAAUUCGCUGCGAAUGUCUUCUCGCGAACACGAGCGUAUGUAUGACGCGAUUUACGUGCGAAUUUUCACCUUGCGCGUAUCUUGUGGACGCAAUGUAUUGGCUGCUAGUAUCGCGCCACCGCGCAUAGGAUUCGCGGCGAAUUCGCCCUCCUGGACAAGGCCUUAGUGUUUGCUGACGUUUCAGCAAAGUUCCGAAAGACGCCUAUUCUGGCACAACCCCUUUAACCCUUUAAUACUGACGCAAAGGUCGAACAGUCAAAGUGAUCUCUUAGUCAAGAUAGUAAUAGAGGUUUGUUGAAUGAGGAUGAACUGUCUAAUUUUCGGUAAAAUCUAGAGUCUGUAACUUAAAUAUGUGCAAAAAACCGAUAGAAUAAUACAUACCUCUAAAAGAUAACUCUACAUGCUGAAGUCAGCGGCAUCAACUCUGUGAAUGUUGUCUCAAAUUGUGUGCAUACUCUUUUGUACGUAUAAACUUUAUACCUUAACUCUACCUAUACUUUAUACUAUAAAUAGUUUCAGUAAAAAACGUGGCUUCAGUGUGUAGAGUGCCUUAGUUGUGAGCAUUACAUUAUUCUACCAAGUUUGAUUAUUUAGCUUCUUUUGAUGUCAAAUUCAACUAAAAACAAACAUGUCAACUCAUGUUUCAUAUUGUGUCUAAACAUCUUUUAUAUUCAAAUUAGUAUUUUGGUUAACGUUAUUCUAGUCUACUCAAGAGCUAGGAUCACAAAGAAAUUAAGUUCGGAGCCAAAGUCACAAGAUGUAAGUAAUUUAUUUUCUUGUAAAUAUUCAUAAUUAG
Molecule: messenger RNA, 1714 nt
Organism: Ostrinia furnacalis (Asian corn borer)
Lineage: Eukaryota; Metazoa; Arthropoda; Insecta; Lepidoptera; Crambidae
Exons: 5
Coding region: 43-639 (198 amino acids)
Source: RefSeq, a predicted model, not a curated record